CCCCCAACGCGCGCUCCCGCUGCAGGAGCCCCCCGGAGGGGUCCCUCGCGCACGCGCGCCUCCUGGCUUCGCGCCUCUUCCGCCUCGACGGCGUCCGCAGGUCGGAGGUGGCCGCGUUCCUGCGCCGCGGGGACGGGUUCAGCGCGAUGGUGGCGCGGGAGUACCUGGAGUGGUUCCAGUUCGGGGGGCAGGGGCUGGACCAGGCCCUGAGGAGCUUCCUGCGGGCGCUGGCGCUGUCGGGGGAGACGCAGGAGCGGGAGCGCGUCCUCGGGCACUUCUCGCGGCGCUUCCAGCACUGCAACCCCGGAGCCUUCCCCUCGCCCGACGCGGUUCACUCCCUGACCUGUGCCCUGAUGCUGCUCAACACCGACCUCCACGGGCAGCGCCCAGUUCGUGGCCAACCUGCGGGGGAUGAUGGACGGGGAGGACUUCCCCCGGCAGCAGCUCCAGGCUCUCUACGGCUCCAUCCGCAGGGAGGCGCUGCCGUGGGCACGGUGAGAUGGGCAGGAGGAGGAGGCCCCCCCCGGCCCCAGGAGCAGCGAAUCCCGGCCGGAGCUGCCGGGGGGGGCCGCGGCCGUCACCCACCGGGGCUGCUUGGCCAGGAAGGUGCUGACCGAGGCCGACGGCAAAAGGAGGCCGGGGCCCCCCCCGAGGCGCCGCUGGGGGUGCACCACGCUCUGGCCGAGCGCGCCCCCGCUUACACCAAGCGCCCCGACGUGUUCCGCCUGCGCACGGCCGACGGGCGCCGCUUCCUCUUCCAAGCGCCGACCCCCCGGGAGAUGCUGGCCUGGAUCGCGCGCCUCAACCUGGCGGCCGCGCUCCUCUCCGCGCCCCCGUUCCCCGCCGCCGUCGGGUCCCAGCGCGGCCCCGCGCGGCCCCUGCUGCCCGCAGCGCUCAGCCGCAGCCCCCCGGAGGAGCAGCGCCGGAGCCACGCGGCCUGGAUGGAGCGGGUGGAGCGGGAGCUGCGGCAGCGGCAGCGCCACGGGCCCGGCCCCGACCCGCGGCAGCACCGGCGGGACACGGAGCUGCUGCUGCACGAGCGCCGCCGCUACGAGACCUACGUGCGGGUCCUGGACUCGUGGCUCCGCGGGGGCGGCCGGGCCGAGCCGCGCUGGGAGGCGGAGCCGGAGCCGGAGGCGGAGCCGGGAGCGGCCCCCCCCGCGCUGAGCAGGGCGCGCUCCAGCCCCUCCCUGGGCCCCGGCCCCGCCCCCGGCCCCGCCCCCCCCGCCCGCGUCCGCAGGAACGAGUCCGAGCGGAGACCCCUGAGGAGCCUCGUGCCCAGGGGGCUGCGGCCCUGA
Neopsephotus bourkii (Bourke's parrot) is the source of this 1298-nucleotide messenger RNA. Its product is annotated as PH and SEC7 domain-containing protein 4-like. The transcript has 11 exons. Gene Ontology annotation, cellular component: ruffle membrane. Gene Ontology annotation, molecular function: guanyl-nucleotide exchange factor activity. The record is from RefSeq and is a predicted model, not a curated record. The coding region runs from base 147 to 1298 and encodes 383 amino acids. Lineage: Eukaryota; Metazoa; Chordata; Aves; Psittaciformes; Psittacidae. Gene Ontology annotation, biological process: regulation of ARF protein signal transduction.